This is a messenger RNA of Bipolaris oryzae ATCC 44560, 1251 nucleotides long. RefSeq lists its product as uncharacterized. Bases 1 to 1251 code for a protein of 416 amino acids. The transcript is spliced from 5 exons. The record is from RefSeq and is a predicted model, not a curated record. NCBI's taxonomy places the organism in Eukaryota, Fungi, Ascomycota, Dothideomycetes, Pleosporales, Pleosporaceae.
AUGCCAGUAUGCGCAACGCAAUGUUACGAAUCGAGCAUCAACACGCAGACUACCUGCGCGCCAGCAGAUUUAACAUGCAUAUGCGCAGACCAGGCAUACCUUGAUGAUGCCAAGCGAUGUAUACAGUCAUCAUGCACCACAAUAGAAGCUCUGGCGGCCCGCAACACCACAGAAACCCUCUGCGGUCGCCCCGUACGGGACAACACGCACGUCGACCCCAUCAUAACCGGAAUCUCGGGCAGCGCCGCGCUGUUUGCGGUAACGGUUCGGUGCAUCACUGUAGGCAAAGGCUUUGCCCUCGACGACUUCUUUGUCGUGCUCUCCUUCAUCGGUGCCAUCCCCCUCGGUACAAUACAAUUUCUCAAGUCACACGAUGGCUUCGGAAAAGACAUCUGGACCCUCACUCCCGACAGCAUUACUCGAAUCUUGAAAUAUAUAUGGCUAGCCCAGAUAUCGUACUCGUUCACGCUUUCCAUGACAAAAAUGUCAUUUGUCGCCUGCUGCCUGCGCAUCUUCCCAGGGACUUCGUUUCGCUGGCGCGCCUACGUAGUAAUGGCCUUGUGCGUUACUUACGGCCUCGUCUUCACCCUGAACACCAUAUUCAACUGCACGCCUAUCGACUACGUAUGGACGAGGUGGGACGGCACACACAGCGGGACCUGUACCAACCUCCAUGCCCUCGCCGCUUCAUACGCAGCCGUCAACAUCACGAUCGAGAUUCUGGUACUCUCACUGCCGAUCCCAGAGUUGAUGCGACUAGCAAUGAGUCUGCGGAAUAGAAUUUUUAUCAUUGCAAUGUUUAGUGUUGGCAUUUUUACACUGAUCGUAUCCAUUCUCCGCCUACGAACCCUCGUCGUCUUCGAAAAGUCAGCAAACCCAACUUACGACUCCGUCCCUACCGCCUAUUGGUCCACCCUCGAGGCCUACGUCGGCAUCUUCUGCGUCUGCAUGCCUGCCCUCCGCCGCUUCCUCUCUCACAUGUUCCCCCGCUGCUUUGCCUCGACACCGCAGAACUCGCGGUAUAAUUUGUACGAGGAUAGGCACCGGCUGCCGAAUCGCAUUUCGCAGGGUCAGCCGAGGGACUCGAAAGCGACUAGUCUGGCGUCCGGUGAGAGGUUUGGGCUGGAGACGGAUGUGCGAACGACGAUUGUGAAGACGCCGGGGGAGAGUAGGGAGAAUCUGAAGGAGGAGGAUGAGAGGGUUAUGCUGGCUGAUUUGAAGAGUGUAAGGACGGAGGAGAGGAUAGUAUAA